Molecule: messenger RNA, 1230 nt
Organism: Pseudovirgaria hyperparasitica
Lineage: Eukaryota; Fungi; Ascomycota; Dothideomycetes; Acrospermales; Acrospermaceae
Exons: 2
Coding region: 1-1230 (409 amino acids)
Source: RefSeq, a predicted model, not a curated record
AUGGCUGUACACACAAACGAAGCACAACCUGGGGAAUCGGCCCAAGGAGAGUAUAUUCUGAAGACGGACUCCCCAACCUCUUCAUGUACGUCGACAUCAUUGUGCAUUUUGACCACCACGCUUGAUACUAUUGUUGUUGCCAUCGUGAUGAUCGCGACAAUUCCUCAUCACCUGCAUGGGCAUGUACACGGAAAGCGUCAGGGCGACAUUCCAUCUUCAGUCUUGUCAAGCUUUCCCUCUGAUCUGACGGGAACACAAUUCUCUGGUUCUCCAACUGCGUUCCCACUUCCCCGUCGGACGAACGACGAGGUCUUUGGUAAGCGCCAGCUUACUAUUGUUCUGCCGAGUUUGUCCUUGCCCAGCAACGUCCCAACUCUUCUUCCACUGAGCGAGUCGGCAUCCAAUGUGGGAGCAAAGAGACAGGUCGAUCUCCCUACGAGCAUAUUACCAUCGCUAUCCUUACCCAGCGACUUGCCAACAACACUCCUCCCAGCCAGCAACUCAGUAACCGGUGUUGGAGCCAAGAGACAGGUCGAUCUUCCUACGAGCAUAUUACCAUCCCUGUCCUUACCCAGCGACCUACCAACGACAAUACUUGCAAUCAGCGACUCGGCAACCGGCGUAGGAGCCAAGAGACAGGUCGAUCUUCCUACAAGCAUACUACCAUCACUAUCCUUACCUAGCGAUUUACCAACAACACUCCUACCAGCCAGCAAUUCAGUAACCAGUGUUGAAGCCAAGAGACAGGUCGAUCUGCCCACAAGCAUCUUGACAACAGUGUCUCUACCAUCUUUGAGUCUCACCACUCUGGAUCCCCUCCCGACGCCUGCAACCAACCUGACAUCUGCACUGGAUAUGAGACGUCAAGUCGACGUACCAACUUUAACGAGUCUUACUUCUCUCCCAAUCUCUGGGCUGACUCUUUCGUCUGCUUCUCUUACUUUCAUUGGCACUGGUAAUCUCUACAGACGCCAGGACAAUGCAACUUCGACUGUCGCGGCGCUUACAUCGACCUUGUCUGCAGUCGCCACAGACAGCUCGCUAGCAUCAGACGCUCUGACUACGGCGUCUAUGCCAUUGACUGCGGAUACAUCAACUCCCCUGGCAACCUCUGAUGCCACCAGCGUCGCUGCGACUAGUGAAUCAGCUGCGGUCUCGGUUACUAGCAGCGCGGUGUCUGCUGCGGAAACUUCGCUCUCCGAUGUUGCGACACCAACCACUACUGCGUAA